This is a messenger RNA of Prunus armeniaca (apricot), 1221 nucleotides long. Lineage: Eukaryota; Viridiplantae; Streptophyta; Magnoliopsida; Rosales; Rosaceae. The record is from the annotation of a GenBank genome assembly.
AUGGGGGACUCGGAUAACUGGGGGCAUGAUUACUUAGAAGAGCACGAGUCUCAUCACACCGAGGAGUUCGGUGGACCUGACCUUUAUCUAGCCCCUGGCCACCCACACACCAGACCUCCAGCACCCGAGACUCUCCCUCAUGCCGACCCGGCAAUGAGACUUCUCUUUGAGAAGGUCCGGCGCCUGGAGAAUGAGCAGCAGCGCAACCACCAACCCCUCUGGGCGAAGCCACGACCUAGGCCCUUUACCGAACGCAUCCUUAAUUACCACCAGGAGAAGGAAAUCCAGCCCCUCCGCAUCGCCUUCUACACUGGCACAGAGGAUCUCCUCACCCAUAUACAUUCUUUCCUGUCUGCCCUGGGGUGCAAAGGCUUAACCGACGAGGGCAUGUGCCUCCUCUUCCCAUCCACUCUCAGCGGUGCGGCCCUGAAUUGGUUCUACAGGCUGAGCCCCCACACCAUCAACACGUUUAACAGUCUGAAGCAGGCCUUCCUGGACCAUUUCAUGAUCCAAACUGAUCGCCUCUACUCCGCGAACGACCUGUACAUGCUUAGGCAAGGUGAGGAUGAGCCCCUUCGGGAGUAUGCAGCCAGGUUUAACCACGAGUACUCCCGCUGCCCAGAGACCGAUGAUCGUGCCGCCUUUGGUGCUUUCAAGAGUGGCCUCCGUGAGUCCAACUUUCGGUACCUAGUGCACAGCAACCCCUGGAACACAUAUGGUGAAUUAAUGAAGCAGGCAGCAGUUCAUGCCAAUGCUGAGUACUUCAACUCCAAACGUGGCCCGGCCACCCCGGCACAUCAUCUUUUCGCUGAUCCCCCACCUGCUUCAACACCCAACUCAGCCCCGCCUCAACAUUCUACUCCCGCCCCAAGUACCCAGGGUACCCAGCACCCCAAGCGGAAGGAUAACUACCAGCAUACCUUCAACAAUAGCAAGCGGGGCAGACAUAGCAACCACCACCAGUCCAGCGGGGGCAACCCACACAGGGCAGGUGAUCGGGCUCUACUCCCAUUCUCACCCAAUCUUAGGUUCGAAGUCUUCACCACCCUGAACACUACCUACGAGAAUGUCCUGGUGCACGAGGCACCUAUCAUACCUAAGCCUCCCCCCCGAAGACCAGGCAGCAAGCCCAUGCCCAACACGGGUGUCUUCUGUCGCUUUCAUCAGUUCGGUGGACACGACACCGAAUCUUGUGUUGCCUUGCGCAACAUCAUUGAAUGA